CGUGUUAGCAUCUCAAACUGUUCGCCAUGGUGACCUUGCCACGAUGGAGAUGAGUGGCCAGGUCGUCGUCUUGGUAGUUCUUGUGCUGGUUUUGGUCAUCCCACUUUGCGGCCGUGCAGCCGCGUGCGUGGAGGCGGAGAGGGAGGCGUUGCUGUCCUUCCUCGUCGCGGCCUCGCCCCGAGCAGGGGACGGCAUCGUCGACGAGUGGCGGCGAGGGUCGCCGGACUGCUGCACGUGGGACGGCGUGGGGUGCGGCGGCGACGGCGACGGCGCGGUCACGCGUCUGUGGCUGCCCGGACGCGGGCUCGGCGGGACGAUCUCGCCGGCGAUAGCCAACCUCACCGCGCUCACGUAUCUCAACCUGUCCGGCAACAGACUCACUGGCCAGUUCCCCGCGGCGCUGUUCUCCCUGCCCAAUGCCACCGUGUUCGACGUCAGCUACAACCGCCUCACCGGCGGGCUACCAAACUUCCCGGCGGCCGCUGCGGCGGCCGUUGCUCCCGGCGGCCUUUCGCUGCGAGUGCUCGACGUGUCGAGCAACCUAUUGGCAGGGUUGUUCCCGUCCGCGAUCUGGGAGCACACGCCACGCCUCGUGUCGCUGAAUGCCAGCAACAACAGCUUCCAUGGCUCGAUCCCGUCCUUGUGCGUGAGCUGCCCGGAGCUUGCCGUUCUUGACCUCUCCGUGAACAUGCUCAGCGGGGCCAUCACCCCCGGGUUCGGCAAAUGCUCGCGGCUGCGCGUUCUCAGCGCCGGCCGAAACAACCUCACCGGCGAACUCCUCGGCGACCUCUUCGACGUGAAGCCGCUGCAGCAGCUGCUGCUGCCGUCGAACAAGAUAGAGGGACAGCUUGAUCCGGCGCGCAUCGCCAAGCUGACAAAUCUUGUCACUCUUGAUCUUACCUACAAUGCGCUCACCGGUGAAUUGCCGGAGUCGAUCAGCCAGCUCAGGAACCUGCAGGAUCUCCAUCUGGGCCAUAACAACUUCACCGGAACGCUCCCGCCGGCGGUGACCAAUUGGACCAGCCUCCGGUGCCUCGACCUCCGGUCAAACAGCAUCACCGGGGAUCUCAUGGACGUUGACUUCUCCGCCCUCGUCAACCUCACCGUCUUCGACAUGGCCGCCAACAACAUCACCGGCACCAUCCCGCCGAGCAUCUACUCGUGCACGGAGAUGAAGGCGCUCCGCGUCAGCCACAACCUCAUGGGCGGGCAGGUCGCGCCGGAGAUCGGCAACCUGAGACAGCUCCAGUUCUUCUCGUUGACCGUGAACUCGUUCGUCAACAUCAGCGGCAUGUUCUGGAACCUCAAGGGCUGCGCCAACCUCACCGCGCUGCUCGUCUCGUACAACUUCUACGGCGAGGCGCUGCCGGACGCCGGCUGGGUCGGCGACAACGUCAGGAGCGUCCGGUUGAUGGUGAUGGAGCACUGCGCUCUGACAGGAGCGAUCCCGUCGUGGCUGUCGAAGCUGAGGGACCUCAACAUCUUGGACCUCUCCGGCAACCGCCUCACCGGCCCGAUCCCCAGCUGGCUCGGUGGCAUGCCGAAGCUUUACUACGUCAACUUGUCGGGGAACCAGCUGUCCGGGGCGAUACCGCCGUCGCUGAUGGAGAUGCGGCUGCUGACGUCCGAGCAGGCCAUGGCGGAAUUCAAUCCAGGCCAUCUCCCGCUCAUGUUCACCCUGACGCCGAACAACGGCACAGCGAGCCGGCAGGGCCGCGGAUACUUCCAGAUGUCCGGCGUCGCCACGACGCUCAACUUCAGCGACAACGGCAUCACCGGCGGGAUCCCGCCGGAGGUCGGGAAGCUAAAGACACUGCAGGUGCUCGACGUCAGUUACAAUAAUCUCUCCGGCGGCAUCCCGCCGGAGCUUAGCAGCCUCGACAGGUUGCAGAUUCUGGACCUGCGUUGGAACAACCUGACGGGCACGAUCCCUCCGGCGCUCAACGAGCUAAACUUCCUCGCCAUGUUUAACGUGGCGUACAACGACCUCGAGGGGCCGAUCCCGACGGGCGGUCAGUUCGACGCGUUCCCGCCAUGGGACUUCAAGGGGAACCCGAAGCUAUGUGGCCAGGUGAUCUCUGUCCCCUGUGGCACCAAAGUCGAGGCGAGAGGCGACACUUCGUCCAAAUUCGUCGGGAAGAAGCCCCUGAUCGCCAUCGUUCUUGGUCUCUGCUUGGGCAUGGUUGCUCUGAUCGUCUCCCUCGGAUGUGCUGUGAUCGCCGUAAGAAGAGUCGUGUCCAAUGGAGCCGUCCGUGAUGGCGGGAAAGGCGAGGAGGCGUCCCUGUUCGACUCCAUGUCGGACCUGUACGGAGACUUCUCCAAGGACACGAUCUUGUUCAUGUCGGAGGCUGCCGGCGAGGCGGCGAGGAGCGUGACGUUCUUGGACAUCCUUAAGGCGACCAACAACUUCAGCGCCGCGAACAUCAUCGGGUCGGGGGGCUACGGCCUGGUGUUCCUCGCCGAGCUGCAGGACGGCACCCGGCUCGCCGUGAAGAAGCUCAACGGCGACAUGUGCCUUGUCGAGCGGGAGUUCCAGGCGGAGGUGGAGGCGCUGUCCGCGACGCGCCACGAGAACCUCGUCCCGCUGCUGGGCUUCUGCAUCCGCGGGCGGCUGCGGCUGCUGAUCUACCCGUACAUGGCGAACGGCAGCCUCCACGACUGGCUGCACGAACGUCGCGCCGGCGACGCGGGCGCGGGCGCGGCGCCGCUGCUUCUGGACUGGCGCGCCAGGCUCAACAUCGCGCGCGGCGCCAGCCGCGGCGUGCUCUGCAUCCACGAGCAGUGCAAGCCCCAGAUCGUGCACCGAGACAUCAAGUCGAGCAACAUCCUCCUCGACGAGGCCGGCGAGGCCCGCGUCGCCGACUUCGGGCUGGCGCGCCUCAUCCUCCCCGACCGGACCCACGUCACGACGGAGCUGGUCGGCACGCUGGGGUACAUCCCGCCGGAGUACGGCCAGGCGUGGGCGGCGACGCUGCGCGGCGACGUGUACAGCUUCGGCGUCGUGCUUCUGGAGCUGCUCACGGGGAGGCGGCCCGUCGAGACCUCGCCGUCGCCGCACGGGCAGCAGCUGGAGCUCGUCCGGUGGGUGGCGCAGAUGCGGUCGCAGGGGAGGCACACCGAGGUGCUCGACCCGCAGCUGAGGGGCAGAGGCAACGACGAGGCGCAGAUGCUCUACGUGCUGGACCUCGCAUGCCUGUGCGUCGACUCGACGCCGUUGAGCCGGCCGGCGAUACAGGAUGUGGUCUGCUGGCUCGACAACGUCGACACCAUCAGUAGAUCAAACGUCUGAUUGUCUGAUCUCCCACGGCCGAACCUGUCAGAUCAGCGAAUUGAAGCAUUCUGUAAUGCAUUGCGGUUUUAAAAAACAAUGUUCAGUAAUGCAUUGUCAAAGAAUGAGAAAAUGACAGUAAUCUGAACACUGGAAAAUGACGUGUUGGUGGAGCAUCGAGUUG
Molecule: messenger RNA, 3452 nt
Organism: Oryza brachyantha (malo sina)
Lineage: Eukaryota; Viridiplantae; Streptophyta; Magnoliopsida; Poales; Poaceae
Product: tyrosine-sulfated glycopeptide receptor 1-like
Exons: 1
Coding region: 44-3289 (1081 amino acids)
Biological process (GO): protein phosphorylation
Molecular function (GO): protein kinase activity; protein binding; ATP binding
Source: RefSeq, a predicted model, not a curated record